Liolophura sinensis is the source of this 2850-nucleotide messenger RNA. Its product is annotated as collagen alpha-4(VI) chain-like. The record is from RefSeq and is a predicted model, not a curated record. The coding region runs from base 1 to 2850 and encodes 949 amino acids. NCBI's taxonomy places the organism in Eukaryota, Metazoa, Mollusca, Polyplacophora, Chitonida, Chitonidae. The transcript has 10 exons.
AUGCUUAGUGUGGCCUUUUUGGCUGUCUUGUCCGCCAUUGCAACACUUGGACAGGGUGGCACAGUGAAGUCGUUCACGGAAGUGGCCCCGAAGACUCAUACAGAUCAUGAUGGAACGCUUUGUCCAUACAAGGCCGACAUCGUCAUACUGAUGGAUGCCUCCAGCAGCAUUGGACCAGAAAACUACCUGGUAAUGAAGAACUUCCUUAGAGGCGUUGUUCAGCAUUUCGACGUAGGCCAAGACAACGUCCGCGUUGGACUUAUCACGUUCAACUUCGGGGCAUUGGUCGAAUUCAACUUAAACCAGUUCAGUACCAAAGAAGAGGUUCUCCAGGCAUUUGAUCAUGUUCAAGGCAUACACGAAGGUACAGCCACUCACAGGGCCCUGAAAUAUGCGCGUGAGAUCUCCUUCACGGCCGAGAAUGGCGACCGCCCGGAUAUCCCCAACGUCGCCAUUUUGUUGACGGAUGGACAAUCAACGCAUCCAGACAAGACAGCGACAGAACAGGCGCUUCUCAAGGCCGCUGGAGUCCGGGUGUUUGCCAUCGGUAUUGGCUGGGUGGACGAAGCAGAGUUACGACUCAUCGCUAGCGAUCCCGUGGACAAAUACUUCCACUACGUUAAGGACUUCAGUGGUCUUGACGAGAUUCUGGCCGAAUUCCAGCAAACAUCUUGCGCCGAGAUCACCCGACCAAUUCCAACAACGCCCUUACCGACGACAACCUUGGCACCGAUAACUACAACAAAAAAACCUUGCCCAUAUGCCGCCGAUGUUAUGAUUCUGAUGGACGCAUCCAGCAGUAUCGGACCGGAGAACUUUGAAAAGAUGAGACAGUUCCUUCUGGGUGUCAUCGGCCAUUUUGAAAUCGGUGAGGACAGAGUUCGAGUAGGACUGAUAAUCUACAACCACGGCGCGAGAUUCGAGUUUUACCUCAACACCUACCAUACGAAGGAGGAAGUCGUGAGCGCCUUUGCUCCUCUCCAAGGCACAGAAGUAGGAACCGCUACCCACGCUGCACUGAGAAUCGCUCGAGAGACUGGCUUCACGUCAGAGCAUGGGGACCGACCUGGUAUACCCAACAUCGCUAUUCUGAUCACGGACGGAAGGUCAACUCACCCAGACCAAACUGCAUCAGAACAGGCGCUUCUGAAGGCGGCGGGCGUCAGAGUGUUUGCAAUCGGUAUUGGAUGGACAGAUGAGAACGAACUACGCCUGAUCUCUAGCGAUCCGGACGAACGCUAUUUCCACUAUGUCGACAACUUUGAUGGGCUACAGGAAAUCCUAGGAGAGUUUCAAGACACCUCUUGUAAUGGUGGCACAGUGAAGUCGUUCACGGAAGUGUUCCCGAAGACUCAUACAGAUCAUGAUGGUAAGAUGGCUCAGCAUUCAUCGUCUAAGUGUACUGAGGAAUUAAUCACAACUGUUUUAAUACCUCUGUUUGUAGGAACGCUUUGUCCAUACAAGGCCGAUAUCGUCAUACUGAUGGAUGCCUCCAGCAGCAUUGGACCAGAAAACUACCUGGUAAUGAAGAACUUCCUUAGAGGCGUUGUUCAGCAUUUCGACGUAGGCCAAGACAACGUCCGCGUUGGACUUAUCACGUUCAACUUCGGAGCAUUGGUCGAAUUCAACUUAAACCAGUUCAGUACCAAAGAAGAGGUUCUCCAGGCAUUUGAUCAUGUUCAAGGCAUACACGAAGGUACAGCCACUCACAGGGCCCUGAAAUAUGCGCGUGAGAUCUCCUUCACGGCCGAGAAUGGCGACCGCCCGGACAUCCCCAACGUCGCCAUUUUGUUGACGGACGGACAAUCAACGCAUCCAGACAAGACAGCGACAGAACAGGCGCUUCUCAAGGCCGCUGGAGUCCGGGUGUUUGCCAUCGGUAUUGGCUGGGUGGACGAAGCAGAGUUACGACUCAUCGCCAGCGAUCCGGUGGACAAAUACUUCCACUACGUUAAGGACUUCAGUGGUCUUGACGAGAUUCUGGCCGAAUUCCAGCAAACAUCUUGCGCCGAGAUCACCCGACCAAUUCCAACAACGCCCUUACCGACGACAACCUUGGCACCGAUAACUACAACAAAAAAACCUUGCCCAUAUGCCGCCGAUGUUAUGAUUCUGAUGGACGCAUCCAGCAGUAUCGGACCGGAGAACUUUGAAAAGAUGAGACAGUUCCUUCUGGGUGUCAUCGGCCAUUUUGAAAUCGGUGAGGACAGAGUUCGAGUAGGACUGAUAAUCUACAACCACGGCGCGAGAUUCGAGUUUUACCUCAACACCUACCAUACGAAGGAGGAAGUCGUGAGCGCCUUUGCUCCUCUCCAAGGCACAGAAGUAGGAACCGCUACCCACGCUGCACUGAGAAUCGCUCGAGAGACAGGCUUCACGUCAGAGCAUGGGGACCGACCUGGUAUACCCAACAUCGCUAUUCUGAUCACGGACGGAAGGUCUACUCACCCAGACCAAACUGCAUCAGAACAGGCGCUUCUGAAGGCGGCGGGCGUCAGAGUGUUUGCAAUCGGUAUUGGAUGGACAGAUGAGAACGAACUACGCCUGAUCUCUAGCGAUCCGGACGAACGCUAUUUCCACUAUGUCGACAACUUUGAUGGGCUACAGGAAAUCCUAGGAGAGUUUCAAGACACCUCUUGUAAUGAUAUAACUCGACCAAACACCAAUGCCGUAACAGUCACCGUUACCCCUGCUCCUGCCAGCCUUAAAUCUGGUAAUAUGGUUUUAUCGUUUUACCAGAUUGUCGGUGAAAGGGAACUGUUAUUUUCGUCCAAGAUACCACGAUGGCUGAAACCAAUGAAAUCCCUUGCCCUGGCACGGCUACAUGCAAUAUGUGCCCGUCUUCAGUGA